AUGAGUGGACCCAGUUAUCCUGGCUCGCAGCCCUCAAUGGCAGACUAUGCCCCUCCGUUUUCUGGUGCGUAUGGUGGAACACCAGUUUAUCAACAAAAUACACCUUACCAACCACCUUCUAACCAGCCUUAUAUGCAGUAUGGAAGUGGUGGACCACCAAUGCAACAACCUCCCUAUAAUUCUGGUCCGAUACCACAAGGGUUUCCUCCUCAACCAGCAACACAAUACGGUGGCUUGCCCGGCACAUCCCAUGAACCACCAUAUGGUGGGUACAGUGGAUCGAAUCCUCCAUUUCCGAUGAAUAAUAAUCCAUCACCAUUUCAGAACCCACAAGGUUAUAAUACUCAGCCACAUUCAAUGCCAAGCGGUGUGUAUCCAAAUUUACCAAAUCAGAAUUCAUACCCACCUGCAUCAAAUAUGAACAUCAAUAUGGGAAUGCAACACAUUCAACCACAACCAUCAAUUAUGUUAGCCAGUUUAGAACAAUAUCAAGGCACAAUACAGCCGUUUCCAAUGUUUAAUGCUGAUACUGAUUGUCGAGCACUAAGACAAGCUAUGAAAGGAAUGGGAACGAAUGAAAAUGUUAUUAUUCAGAUUAUUGCAAAUAGAUCCAACGUACAACGACAACAAAUUAAACUCGAAUGGAAAACACAAUUCGGAUCGGCAAUUAAAGAUCUAGAAAAAGAGCUGAGUGGAACUUUUAGAGAAACAAUAAUGGCUCUAUUUAAUACCCCACAUUAUUAUGAAGCCUGGUCAUGUCACGAGGCAUUGCAAGCUAGUAAAGAGGGUGCACUUCGAGAAAUAUUGUUGACACGUUCAAAUGCUGAAAUUCGUGCCAUUGUCGAUGAGUAUAAACGAAUAUAUCAGAAGGAUCUAGAACAUGACAUUAAUAAUAGAUUAAGUGGUGACUUUAAACGGAUAUUGAUAUCGGCUGUUCAGGCGAAUCGUGAAGAAUUGUCACCACCGCAAAUUCAACAAGCAAGACAAUAUGGUAUUGAAAGUGUUAUUAAUCGGGACCAAGCAAGACAAGAUGCUGAAGAACUGUACCGGGCGGGAGCUGGAAAAAUUGGCACGGACGAAAAAACAUUUAAUGCAAUAUUUUCUCGUCGAAGUUAUUAUCAAUUACGAGCUAUAUUUGAAGAAUAUCAAAAGAAACACCAUAAAGACAUAAUGAAAGUUGUUGACAGCGAGUUUUCAGGACACAUUAAAGAGGCUUACAAAACAUUGAUAUUAUGCAUUCGUGAUCGUCCAUGUUUUUUUGCUGAUCGAAUUCAUCGUGCUGUAACUGGUCUAGGUACCAAAGAUUCAACAUUAAUACGUGUAAUUGUUACACGUUCAGAAAUUGAUUUAGUUCAAAUUAAAGAACGUUAUCAUCAAAUGUUUAAACGAAGUUUAGCGCAUGCUGUUGCUUCAGAUACAUCGGGUGAUUAUAAAAGAAUUUUGUUAGCAAUUAUCAAAUAG
Molecule: messenger RNA, 1461 nt
Organism: Didymodactylos carnosus
Lineage: Eukaryota; Metazoa; Rotifera; Eurotatoria; Philodinida; Philodinidae
Source: the annotation of a GenBank genome assembly